Mesocestoides corti is the source of this 429-nucleotide messenger RNA. The record is from the annotation of a GenBank genome assembly. NCBI's taxonomy places the organism in Eukaryota, Metazoa, Platyhelminthes, Cestoda, Cyclophyllidea, Mesocestoididae.
AUGGCAAAGUACAUCGCACAGAUAAUUCUCGCGGGAUCACGCAUUCUGGGAAGAGCGUUUGCCAAAGCCCUGCAAGAAGAGUAUGCCGCAAGUCGAAAUGCUGCCAAGGCGCGUGCCAGCACCAGUCAAUCAUCAUCUAGUAAAAGCGAUUCCAAUGCAUCUAGCACAUCGGGUCUCUCGCUGGAGGAAGCUAAGCAGAUACUCAACGUUUCGGACAUAUUUGACACUGAGAACGUGCUCAAGAAGUAUGAACAUCUCUUCGAAGUGAAUGAUAAGUCGAAGGGAGGCUCGCUCUACUUGCAGUCUAAGGUCUUUCGGGCAAAGGAGCGUAUAGACGAAGAGCUACAGGCAAUGAAGUCUUCUGCUUCGCCAACGCCUCCUUCAACAGAUAAUUCAUCCCCAUCGGACACGAAAAGGCCUGAAACUUGA